Messenger RNA from Aspergillus saccharolyticus JOP 1030-1, 640 nucleotides. RefSeq names its product DNA replication protein PSF3 (gene psf3). Gene Ontology annotation, cellular component: GINS complex. Gene Ontology annotation, biological process: mitotic DNA replication initiation. NCBI's taxonomy places the organism in Eukaryota, Fungi, Ascomycota, Eurotiomycetes, Eurotiales, Aspergillaceae. The transcript has 6 exons. The coding region runs from base 51 to 587 and encodes 178 amino acids. The record is from RefSeq and is a predicted model, not a curated record.
GGCCAGCCUAUCUCAUUGAAGACGUCAUCUUGCUCUGAAAAUUCCGGAGAAUGUCUUACUACGAUAUUGAUGCGAUUCUUACCGACGCGCAGAAACUGCCAUGCACAUUUGAGCUCGACGUGCCGGGGCUUGGCAUUCUAGAAGGCAAUCCGGGAGAGAAUAUCAAAGCUGGGACACGCAUUGAUUUGCCUCUCUGGCUGGGGGAGAUGCUGUCUAUCGGGGCACGGCUUGGUACCUCGCGACUGGUGACGCUGGAUCUUCCCUAUGCGUUGUCAGAUCGAGUGCUCAAUGCGUUGAAGGCCGAUCCGCGGACGGUUGAUUUGCGCUCGCUGGCGCCUCAUUUCUACAGCUUGAGCGAACGGGUGCUGGAGUUGUUUGAGGAAGAGGAGAUGGUGGAUGUGCUCAGUAAUACAUUCAAGAAGCGUGCAGCGCAGAUCGCCGACCAUGCGCACAAUCCGCAGGGCGCGCUGGGCCAAGGGGCGGAUUUCCUGCGUGGUCUGGAUGAGACGGAACGACAAUUGUUUCGAGCUACGCAUGACAGCGCCAAAGAGACCCGGGUUUGGGCGGGUGAGUCGAAGAAGAAAUGAGCUGAAGAUGCACCGAAAAGGGCUGAGCUGUGCUCGCCAUCAUCAUAGAAGCG